AUAUUGCCAACUGGUAAGGUUUUCCUCCUCCGUCAUCGUACCGCAACUGGACAGACGCAACAGUUGUGUACGAAUGAUACGUUGAAAAAGUUGAGCUUGUAUUUAAAAAAAAAAAAAAAAAACCCACCUCAGAAUCUCGGGAAAAAAACGGGUUCGAAAUGUAAUGAUCCUGACUCUGCAGUUAUCCGACUUCUAUCGAAUCUCAUUAUGGGGAACCUAGACAACAAUAGCAUCGUCACGUGCGGGGAGUAAAUAAUUGAAAGUGCAAAAAUUGUACAAGAGAAAAUGUGAUCCCGUUGAAACCAAAAUUUUCAAAGAUAUUGAUUCAGAAAUAAAGGAAAAUAUGAUAUCUCACCUUUCCCUCGGUAUAAAUAUAAGCAUAAUUGCGAUCCUCCUAAUAUUCGGUGCUCUUUUUUGGCUACCACUAAAAAUGCUGCUCGAGACAAAUUACCAAACGUAUUGCGGUGAAAGCGACAAAAUAUCUUCAGUGAUUCGCGAUGAAAUUAUCGAAGCCAAUCCGGUAGAUUUUCGGAGUUUGAAACUCUGCGAGAGUUUGAAUUACGAGUCGAUUAUAAAAUCUCUUUACUACAGUAACUAUGACAAAAAUUGCGCACUUCCAAAAUCACCGUCGCGUACGAAAAAACUACCUUCGUCUCACGACCGAUUAAAUAAUUCAAAACUACGGAUCUUCGCCCAAAAUGUAGCCGAAAUGAUCGGCAGAGGUUUCGUCGAAGAAACCCCGGAAAAUACCACCUCCGUAUAUCAGAACAAAUCAAUGUACAUCGCGGGUCACAUAUUGGCCGUUAUGCUCAUCGCUUCGGCUGUCGCUGCGCUAGUCGAAGUUUUAAGGGCUCGACUGUCCGCAGCCAUUAAGGUAAAACCCGCUCCCGGUGAUUCUGGACCCGGCGAACAUGUGAGGACAUAUUCAUUCGCAGAUUUGGCGCAACGAAGGAAUUUCAAAAGAGAUACGAUUCAGGCGCAAAAGUCCUUCGAAAUCCAAGGGAUGAUGCAUCGUUCUCCGGUGCGGUUGCUAGCCGCUCGUCCGCCACCUUUACUCAGACGUUCGUCUUUUCCCGCUCACUGUCUAAGUAACAUCAGAAAGGACGUUGCGUUACCCCAACCAGCGAUCGGGAGGCUCUCGAGAAGACCUUCCUUCAUACUUGAUUCGGAGGAAGAUUUGAACGGGCAAACAGAUUUUCGAAGGCACAGUCGCCUGAUUCGUCGCCAUUGAAUCUUCUCCACAUUUGGUGUCGUCGAUCAAUACUUUUUCUUCACUCCAAUAAUUUUCCGGAGAACCCAAUUCCGCAGAUAUUUUUUUGGAAAUACUAAUUCGCUGUUGAAUUCCAUGAAUAUUAAUACUCUGUGUCGCAGGCUACACUCGGCAGAUAAUUACUCAUUAAAUAUAUACACCAACAAUCGGAGCGCUGCGAAUGAUUUUUCGACGGACUCUGUAAUCUCUACAAUUAUUUAUCUUUUUUCUUCAUUUACUCAUUAAUGAUGAUUACCCCAAAAUUCAUCAACGACACGCAUCAUUUCCAUACGAAUAAACCACCUUGCUUGAGAUCACCGCGGUUCAACGCUUGACUUAACAAAUUUCAGGUAAAUGCGUUCACGUCUGAUUAAACAAUUAAUAUGAUAGUCGACUUGUAUAUGAUAUUAUCAGAUUAAUGGCAGAUAAUUAAUAACUUACUCGGCAUUUUAUUUAUUAUUGUUAUAGCUAUCAUUAGUUUUCGUUCAGACUUAUAUCUUGUAAUAAUAGAAUUAUAGAAUAGUUCAAAAUACAUACGACUGACGUCUAUCUUACCGCAACUUGAUCGUCUUUUGAAGAAAAAAAUCAAAGAAAAAAUAACGCGAGGGUUUGAAUUUCUCUAGAUGCGUGUCUCAUACUUGUGCGUAUAUUUAUAUUUGUAUAACAAAUAUAAAAUCUAUACACAUGCAAAGUACACCGGAUGCAAAUUUCAACCUAGAGUGUGGGUAUAUACUAGUUGCAAUGAAUUUAUGAAUUUAUGUGCAUCGAAUAGAUCGCAUUAAUUGCAGUUUAAUUGCUACUUCAGUUAUACUUGCAUUUAAAAGUACAGUACAACAUGUACUUCGCACACGACAAUUAUUACGGUAUUUUGUCGUCAGAGAUUCGGGUCAUAGCCACGUCGUCACUUCUAUUAAGUGUCAUUGCUAAUAACGUAUGCAUUUAUGAUAUAUCCGCAUAAAUACCUACGUACGAACAGAUAUGAUUUAUAAUACAAAUUUAAAGAAUCGGAUAUGCAAUUUGAAAUGAGGUAUUCGUUGAUUCCAACAACCAAUCGUAGUACCACAAAUCGUCCAUACCAAAUCGAGACAAAUGAAAAAAAAAGUAAAUAAUUAAAAAUCCUAUAGUUCCAUGGACCGGGAUUUGUGACACUUCAAAGUAUUCUAGGUCGCCUGCAAUUAGGUGCCUGACUUUUGAUUCUUGAAAGAAAAUCGAAGUUCAUUCAAAGAAGAGUCUGCUAUUCAAAUUAUUGGGAAAUGACGCCACCUGGUCUUGACAUGAUUCCAUAUAUAUACUAGGUGCAUCUGGGUACUAGUAAUUCGUACAAGUUUUAAUACGUAAAUGUGCAUGUGUAAUAUUUGUAUAAGUAUACGUUAUGGAUGAUAUUUUAUUUGUACGUAUUUGGGGAGCAAAAUGUAAUUUCAAAUCGUGAGCCCGGAUCUGAACAGUAAUUUCUAAAAAAAAGGGAAAGAAUAAUAUAUCUGUUAUGAUUACAAUAACCGCGGUUUGCGGUGCAUAUGUGAUUUUUAAUAAGUGAGAUGUAUGUAGCUCUCUCAUGUUCAUUGAAUUAAAAAAAUUUUAAAUCGAUGUUAAAAUAAUUUCGAUGUCAUAAAGCUAUCGAAUCAUAUAAGGUACCUGCGGGAAUAAGGCCUAGCUGAGUGAUAUUUGUAAUAAAAUGACAAAUUUCCAAUUUAAUUGAUAAGUGUUGAUGUUAAUCAUCACUCAAAGGCAUUUUCUACAGAAUAUGAACAAAAAUUUGCAAAUUUAACCACGAACAAAAACAAAGCAGUAUUAUUGCUGCAUUCACAAGAUUAUUGAUCUCAAAUACCAAAUUUAUUAAGUAUAGUUCAAUUAUUUAAGUAUGCAUGCUAAACGCGUAGGCCUUAUUACCCUACUACACUUAAAAUUUUUCAAUCUUUGUUUGUUCACGGUAAAACGACCCUUUUUGGUUUAAAUUUUACAGAAAAUGCCCUUAAACAGUGAUUAACUUUAAAACUUGUGAAUAUUCUUAAUUUCAUUACGAAUAUCUCUUGAAUAGGCCUUUUCACCCGACAGGCCUUAUUACCCGCAGGUACUUUACCCAUAACAAUUGUUAUUAAAUUGUAACAACGAACCGUCAAAGUAAUUACGGUAGUAUCUUAGUUGAACGAUCUCUUAUGCCUGUACAAUUACCAGAUUUAGGUCUGAUAUUUUUGUUAAAUGUAACCAUAUGAAAGAAUAUACACAUACAUAUAUGUAUACCCAUA
This is a messenger RNA of Athalia rosae (coleseed sawfly), 3492 nucleotides long. RefSeq lists its product as uncharacterized. The transcript is spliced from 5 exons. The record is from RefSeq and is a predicted model, not a curated record. Bases 344 to 1231 code for a protein of 295 amino acids. NCBI's taxonomy places the organism in Eukaryota, Metazoa, Arthropoda, Insecta, Hymenoptera, Athaliidae.